AUGGUACUUUGGAUUUUGACCAGACAAAUAAUAGCUAUUGUACCAAAUGCUACCAUAUUUUCUUAUAUUCAGCAUGAAAUUGUCACUUACUAUGGAUAUCCAUCUGAAAUACAUACUGUGACAACAGACGAUGGUUACAUACUCGAAUUACAUCGUAUUCCAGGUGGCAAGAUAGCGAAUUAUUCUAGAAAUGAAUCAAAGCCUGUCGUAUUUUUACAACACGGUUUUAUCGGUUCAAGUGCUGUUUGGGUAACUAAUUUACCGAAUCAAUCUGCCGCAUUUAUGUUUGCUGAUUCGGGAUUCGAUGUAUGGAUGGGUAAUGUUCGUGGUAAUACUUACUCAACCAAACAUGUUAACUACACACAAAGUUCUUUAAAAUACUGGAAAUUUACAUUGGAUGAAUUUGCAAAGUAUGAUUUGGAUUCGAUGAUUAAUUAUGCACUUAAUAUAACUCAUCAACAUUUCUUAUAUUAUGUCGGAUAUUCCGAAGGCACUCUAACAAUGUUUGCAAAACUCUCAAUAGAUCAACUUUUUGCUCAGAAAAUUCGCAAAUUCUUUGCUCUGGGACCAAUUGGUACCUUGGCUUAUAUUAAAGGUUUGGUAAGAACUGCUGCCAAAAAUUUCCUGCAACCACUCAAAAUGCUGGUUAAAGUUACUGGUAAAUUUAUGCCCAAUGAAUCAAUUUUUCAAAAGAUCAGCAAAUCAACCUGUUCAUUGAGAAGUAUUGUUGAGUAUUGUGAAAAUUUAAUGUUCCAAAUGACCGGACCAGCUACUGUACAAAUGAAUGUGAGUCGAAUUCCGGUAUAUAUGAGUCAUCUACCAGCGGGUACUUCCAUUGCAAAUGUUCUGCACUGGGCGCAAAUGGUAAACAGUCAAAAGACGCAAAUGUAUGAUUACGGUUCAGAAAGUAAAAAUAUGAAACAUUACAAUAAGAAGACACCACCUCUUUAUAAUUUAUCACUGAUUAAUGCACCUGUUUAUUUGUAUUGGAGUGAACAGGACUGGUUAGCUGAUAAACGUGAUAUUCAGGAUGGUUUAAUGUCCAAAAUACCAAAAAAAUAUUUGAUACAAAACAAUGAAUUGCAAUAUUUCAAUCAUUUCGAUUUUAUUUGGGGAAUUCAUGCAGCUGAUCAAAUAUACAAGCCUAUCAUUGGAAUUAUAAAAAAUGAUUCCAAAAUAUAA
Cercopithifilaria johnstoni is the source of this 1182-nucleotide messenger RNA. The record is from the annotation of a GenBank genome assembly. Lineage: Eukaryota; Metazoa; Nematoda; Chromadorea; Rhabditida; Onchocercidae.